UUUAUACAGCACCUCUCAGCUCCCUACCUUUUGUGCUGGAGAUAGACCACAUCAACCCAGCAACUUGAAUCCUUUCUUAGACCUCUGCCAGAUUAUCCCUCUACAAUACCGGUUUCCUGAAUUUUAGAGAACUUCUUCCCACCUCUACGCGACCCGACGACGCAAACAUGGCGGACCUGAACACUGGCACAAACAUCAUGCUCUCCGAGGCCGAAACCCAACGGAAGGGUGGCAGCGAACAUGCCAUCCCGGGGGCCUUCCCUCCGACGCCUGGAACCUCUACCGUGCCCAGUGACUUCAUCGGCGACUCACAUGUUGCGGAGGCCAACAGGUCCGUGCCACCUCGUCAAGCCACCACUGGAGUCUCGCAGCCUGCGGCGACCAGCAGCCCUAUCGAAACCCACCCCACGCCGCCUCCUCAGGCCAUAACUGGAGACUCGCAACCCACGGCCAUCAGUACCGCUGUCCCAUCUUACCCUGUGCCACCUCGUCAGACCGACACUGGGGCCGGCAACGUCGCUCCCUCGACUGGCCUCCACCAGCGCAUCCCGCGCCAUGACGAGAACCCCGCCGAUCGCUUCAAGGGAGUUCAGCAGAAUUCGGUGCCUAGUGAGCGGAGCCCUGUGAGCGACCAAGACAAGCCCGUCAACGACACCGUCAAGCCUGCGGAGCUCGCUCAGGAAGUUGGCGAGGGCGCUGCCACAGCCGCUGUGGCCGGUGGCAUUGCCGCCAAAGAUGCCGCAAUCUGGACCAAGGACAGGGCGGUGGAGAACUACCCCGCCGCCCGAGACGCGGUUGCUGAGAACGCAACCUGGGCCAAGGGCCGUGUCGUCGAGAACUAUCCUGCUGUGAGGGACCAGACGGUGAAGGCUGCCUCCACGGCAGGCAACACUGCUUACGCUGGAGUCGCCACGGCCGCUGCCACCAUUGCAAGCACCGCCCAGGCAGCCUACAACGCCGCGACCGGUGCGGCCACAGAGGAUACACAGGCCAACACUCUUCCUCCAGCUUCGGAUGUUCCCGAGCCUGUCAAGGACUCGAUCGCUGCGGCCGGGAAAUCGCCCGAGGCCGCCGCGAACCCAGUAGCUGUCGAUGGCAAGCGUGCUCUCGAGUCGGAGCUGCUGGCCACUACCGGCUCCGGGCCAGGGAAGAAAAUGGACACAACCGCCAGCAUCGCGCCCAAAGAAAACAAGCCAUCCGCUCUGGAGGGCAGGGGCCCCUUUGCCGGACACAUGCCCAACCGCACCGAGAGCACCGACUUCGUCAAGAUCAUCGGCACCGAGACGUACAAGCCGCACAGCAGCCCUGGACUAGAAGCCGCUACGCAGGAGAUCAAACCCGCGCACGGCGACGCUGGCAAGAUCACUAGCGAUGCCGUCUCAAACCAGGGCGGCAUGGUACAGGAGCCCGAGACGUCCUACACCCAUGAUAAGAACACCUCGGGCCGUAGCGACAAGUACCCUCAAGGAACGGGCAUCAGGGGCCAGUCUUCGGGGAUCGUGGGCGGGACGCCGAGGUCGGUACGCAGCUUAGAGGGCGACCACGUCGCCCCUCCGACGGGCACCUCUGCGCAGGCUCCCGGACACGGCCCGACCGAGGGAAACCCUCCGAGCUACAGCCGGUCUCAGGAGCAGGGUCAGGCUCCCGCCAAGACCACGGUUGGAAACAACGCGGUCAAGGAGGUUGAGUACAACAAGCUGUCGUCUGGCACUCAGUCGGGUGUGGCCGGUACAAACUACACCUCCUAGUAGCAUUUGGCGACCGCAGAAACACGCGAGACUUGUAUGAUAAUGUGAUUCGGGAUAUUUCAUAGCGUAGCAAUUGGAAUGCAUUCAAUGACGAGAA
Molecule: messenger RNA, 1845 nt
Organism: Gaeumannomyces tritici R3-111a-1
Lineage: Eukaryota; Fungi; Ascomycota; Sordariomycetes; Magnaporthales; Magnaporthaceae
Exons: 1
Coding region: 168-1748 (526 amino acids)
Source: RefSeq, a predicted model, not a curated record